AUGAAGCCACUCACGACGAUGUCAUCCACAUUUCCAGCCAUUGCUGACGUAUCUGGAUCUUCCGCAUGCUUCCGCCAUCUGCUCCAGGGCCGAGAAGCUGGCGCUCGCGAAGUGGCCUGGCAAGAUGAAGCUCCUGGGCACACUGAUGUGCGUAUGCGGCGCGAUGUUCGUCAGCCUGUUCAGAGGCCGACGGUUGCACCUGUGGCCUACCCACUUGCUGAGAUACCUCACGGCCCUGCACCGGCGAGCCCCAACGGCCUUCACCACGGCGUGGUCGCCGGAACAUUGUUCUUGUGCGGCAGCUGUGUGAGCUACGCCGUAUGGUUCGUGGUUCAGGCUAGGCUUGCGAAGGUGUUUUCAUCCAAGUACUUGGCGACAACACUGACGUGCCUUGUGGGAAGCCUGCAAUCCUUGGUGGUUGGCAUUCUCCUCGGACAUGGCAGAGCUGAGUGGAAGCUCAAGUGGGACCUGCAGCUUCUGACCGUCGUCUACUCGGUGAUUAGUGACAACACAUAUCAUCAGCUGCCAGUUGAUCUGAUCGGUUCUCCCUAA
Molecule: messenger RNA, 552 nt
Organism: Striga hermonthica
Lineage: Eukaryota; Viridiplantae; Streptophyta; Magnoliopsida; Lamiales; Orobanchaceae
Source: the annotation of a GenBank genome assembly